Messenger RNA from Syngnathoides biaculeatus (alligator pipefish), 442 nucleotides. Its product is annotated as peptidyl-prolyl cis-trans isomerase FKBP1A-like. The coding region runs from base 103 to 426 and encodes 107 amino acids. Lineage: Eukaryota; Metazoa; Chordata; Actinopteri; Syngnathiformes; Syngnathidae. Gene Ontology annotation, molecular function: peptidyl-prolyl cis-trans isomerase activity. The transcript has 4 exons. The record is from RefSeq and is a predicted model, not a curated record.
CUUUAAGCCAGAAGGAGUGGGCCUACCACCGGAAGCUUCAACCCACACGACCACCGCCCCGGCGAAGCGUGACAGACAGGGCCUCAGCCUCUCUCGCGAACAAUGGGUGUCACCGUUGAUGUCGUAAAGCCAGGAGACGGCAAGACAUUUCCGCAGAAAGGCCAAGCCGUCACUGUGCACUACGUCGGCAAACUGACAAACGGUACAAAGUUUGACUCCUCCCGGGACCGAGGAAAGCCCUUCAAGUUCAACAUCGGGAAAGGUGAAGUCAUUCGUGGCUGGGAUGAAGGCGUAGCUCAGAUGAGCGUGGGGCAGGUGGCGCGCUUGACCUGCACGCCGGACUUCGCGUACGGCAGCUCGGGCUUCCCUCCCGUCAUCCCGGCCAACGCCACUUUGGUCUUCGAAGUGGAACUCAUCAGCGUUUGAGCAUUUGGGGCUUUUA